AUGUUUCGCUUGCCUAACCUCUCUCGUAGAGCUCUGAAGCCAUAUGUGGCUGAGUUUCUUGGAACAGCCCUGCUGAUUGUCAUUGGAGACGGCGUGGUCGCACAAUGCCUCCUGUCCGACUACCAGUAUGGCACCUGGCUGUCGAUUAACAUCGCAUGGGCAGCUGCUGUCUGUCUGUCGGGAUAUCUUUCCGAUCCCAGUCCUGCCAUCAAUCCGGCUGUCACUAUUGCCAUGGCUCUCAUUCGUCCUUCUCGCGGACAGUGGAAAAAGCUGCCAGGAACGCUGUUUGCCCAGUUCUUCGGUGGCUUUGUCGGUGCCGCCAUUGUCUAUAUCAACUACCGAUCGGCCAUCAAGGCCUGGGAUCCCGAGUACACCAUCCCCGGUGGCUCAAUUCUGAGUCCAAAGGGACACCACUCCGCUGGUAUCUUCUCGACGUAUCCGUCCGACUUUUUCACCUCCAACUGGGAGGCUGCAUUCUCUGAAUGGCUCGGAUCAGCGGUUCUCAUGUUCGGCGCCCUCAGCAUCGCAGACCCGAUCAAUAAGUCUCGGUUCCACUCUUCCCAGCUCUCCAUGUUUCUCCUCCUGCUUGCUAUCGGUGCUGCGUUGGGCUGGCAGACUGGAUAUGCCAUCAACCCCGCGAGAGACUUUGGUCCACGACUUUUCUCUGCUAUCGUCUAUGGUAGAGAGGUCUUCAUUUCCGAUAACUACUACUUCAUCGUUCCUAUCAUCGCCCCGAUUGUUGGCUGCAUCGUCGGUGCUGUAGUCUACGAUGGUCUUCUCUACGAGGGAGACGGAUCUCGCGUUACUGAUGCUCUCGACAAGGCUGAGGAUCGCGAUGGAUCUCUCCGAUUGGAUUGA
This is a messenger RNA of Aspergillus wentii DTO 134E9, 858 nucleotides long. RefSeq lists its product as uncharacterized. Bases 1 to 858 code for a protein of 285 amino acids. The record is from RefSeq and is a predicted model, not a curated record. NCBI's taxonomy places the organism in Eukaryota, Fungi, Ascomycota, Eurotiomycetes, Eurotiales, Aspergillaceae. Gene Ontology annotation, molecular function: glycerol channel activity; water channel activity. Gene Ontology annotation, biological process: glycerol transmembrane transport; water transport. Gene Ontology annotation, cellular component: plasma membrane. The transcript is spliced from 2 exons.